GUAAAAAAGUCAGCAGGACAACACACAGCAAGUCAAAAAGAAACGUCGCUCCUGUUCUGCUGCGACUCUGGACAACUUUUGAACGAGAAAGUCGGCCAGAGGAUUUUCCUAGACUUGCGCACUUCAGAAAAAAGCUCAACUUUUGUGUCUCUUUAUGCCGGUGAGUUGACGUCGUCUUUUGACAAGAAGCUGCUGUAAGGUUUGACUGAUGACGGCAGAGAUCCAGCAGCCCCAAGCGCAGACUCCUGCCCAGAGCAGCCCCAUGUCUGCUCCGGACAAGGCGCACGGACAGACGGCGGUGAUGGAAACCGCCUCCUCCACCACCAAAGCCAAAAAGACCAACGCGGGCAUUCGCCGACCGGAGAAGCCUCCGUACUCCUACAUCGCCCUCAUAGUCAUGGCCAUCCAGAGCUCUCCCACCAAGCGGCUCACCCUCAGUGAGAUCUACCAGUUCCUACAGAGCCGCUUCCCCUUCUUCAGGGGGUCCUACCAGGGCUGGAAGAACUCGGUGCGCCACAACCUAUCCCUGAACGAGUGCUUCAUCAAGCUGCCCAAAGGUCUGGGUCGACCGGGGAAGGGCCACUACUGGACUAUCGACCCGGCGAGUGAGUUCAUGUUCGAGGAAGGCUCCUUCAGGAGGAGACCCAGAGGCUUCCGGCGCAAGUGCCAAGCGCUGAAGCCCAUGUACAGCAUGAUGAACGGCUUGGGCUUCAACCACAUCCCAGACUCGUAUAACUUCCAGGGGAGCGGAGGAGGGCUGUCCUGUCCGCCCAAUGGCUUGUCUCUGGACAGCGGGAUCGGGAUGAUGAACGGACACCUGGCCGGGAACAUGGACGGCAUGGCGCUGUCCGGCCACUCCAUGACGCACGGCGGACACUCGUACAUGGGCAGCUGCGCCGCGUCCGCCGCUGCUGGAGAUUACGCGCACCACGACACCUCCGCCUCGCCUCUCCUCACCAGCGGCGGGGUGAUGGAGCCGCACCCGGUCUACUCGAGCCCGGCCUCAGCGUGGGCUCCGUCCCCGGCCUCGGCGUCCAUGAAUAACGGAGCUUCUUACAUCAAGCAGCAGCCUCUAUCUCCGUGCAACCCCGGAGCCAACCCGCUGCAGCCCAGCCUGCCUACGCACUCCCUGGAGCAGCCAUACCUGCACCAAAACGGCCACACGGCCACAGACUUACAAGGCAUCCCUCGGUACCACUCCCAGUCCCCCAGCAUGUGUGACCGGAAGGAGUUCGUCUUCUCCUUCAACGCCAUGACGUCCUCGGCCAUGCACUCGCCGAGCAGCGGCUCCUACUACCAUCAUCACCAGCAGGUCUCCUACCAGGACAUCAAGCCGUGCGUCAUGUGAUGCUGCGUACAUGCAAUGAGAAGGAAGAGGAACCACUGUGGGACGUGAAGGCCUCACAAAAGAGCGCGGACUACUUUUUUUUUUUUUUUUUUUUUUUUUUUUUU
Nerophis lumbriciformis (worm pipefish) is the source of this 1452-nucleotide messenger RNA. It is a transcript of the gene foxf1, whose product is annotated as forkhead box F1. Gene Ontology annotation, biological process: animal organ morphogenesis; regulation of transcription by RNA polymerase II. NCBI's taxonomy places the organism in Eukaryota, Metazoa, Chordata, Actinopteri, Syngnathiformes, Syngnathidae. Gene Ontology annotation, cellular component: nucleus. Gene Ontology annotation, molecular function: DNA-binding transcription factor activity, RNA polymerase II-specific; RNA polymerase II cis-regulatory region sequence-specific DNA binding. The record is from RefSeq and is a predicted model, not a curated record.